AUGGGUUGUGGAAGUUCUGAUGUGAGAGACAAUACUAAUUCUAAUGGAUAAAAAUCUAAUAGAGGAAAUCAAUUUAAAAAAGAGGAUGAAUCAAAAUAAAAAGAUAAUAAUCAAGUUGAUGGAUAUUUUAGAGAAGAAAAGAUAAAAAAAGAAAAGAUGCUAACCUUACCACGAGAAGAUCGCCAAUUUCAAGAAGAUGGACAUAAUCUGGAUAAAAAUAAAGAAAAGAAAUAAUCUAAUAAACCAACGAAAGCUGCUUUUUGA
Molecule: messenger RNA, 264 nt
Organism: Paramecium pentaurelia
Lineage: Eukaryota; Ciliophora; Oligohymenophorea; Peniculida; Parameciidae
Source: the annotation of a GenBank genome assembly